Messenger RNA from Otolemur garnettii (small-eared galago), 759 nucleotides. It is a transcript of the gene TTC36, whose product is annotated as tetratricopeptide repeat domain 36. Gene Ontology annotation, biological process: cilium assembly. Gene Ontology annotation, molecular function: protein binding. The record is from RefSeq and is a predicted model, not a curated record. The coding region runs from base 135 to 701 and encodes 188 amino acids. Lineage: Eukaryota; Metazoa; Chordata; Mammalia; Primates; Galagidae. The transcript has 3 exons.
AAUGGGAGACACUCCUCCUGAGGGGAUGGUCCUCAAAGAGAACCUCUACCUUUAGAUCACCUGCCUGUUGAAGGCUCAGCACCUCCCUCUUCUCUCAAUCUGAGUCACCUUUUGGGAUUUUGGAGUUGAAUACCAUGGGGACUCCAAAUGAUCAGGCAGUGUUGCAGGCCAUCUUCAACCCUGAUACCCCAUUUGGAGAUGUUGUUGGGUUGGACCUAGAAGAAACAGAAAAGGAAGAACUAGAUGAAGAUGGAGUUUUCCCUCAAGCACAGCUGGAGGAGUACAAGGCCCUGGAGCUGCAGGGGGUGAUGGCAGCAGAAGUUGGGGACCUCAGCACAGCCCUGGAGAGGUUUGGCCAAGCCAUCUGCCUGCUGCCUGAGAGGGCAUCAGCCUACAACAACCGAGCCCAGGCCCGGCGACUUCAGGGAGAUGUGGCAGGCGCCCUGGAGGACCUGGAGCGCGCCGUGGAGUUAAGCCGAGGCCGGGGCCGCGCCGCCCGCCAGAGCUUCGUGCAGCGCGGGCUCCUGGCGAGGCUGCAGGGCCGGGACGACGAUGCCCGCAGGGACUUCGAGCGAGCGGCGCGGCUGGGAAGCACCUUCGCGCGGCGCCAGCUGGUACUGCUCAACCCCUACGCCGCGCUGUGCAACCGCAUGCUGGCUGACAUGAUGGGGCAGCUGCGCGGGCCGCGCAACGGGCACUGAGCGCGGCCGGGGGGACAGGAGGGGCCUGGAACCAAUAAAGCUACCCGGCCUCACCGAC